GAUGUGGACUGAUUUGAGCGAUAAUUUUUAAUAUUAUUCAUAAGUGAUUUAUAAAGGUGAAUACAAAAAUGGAAGGAAAGUUGGAAUAUGGUAUGAAUUAGAGAGGGAUUGGAAUAAUAUGGAUGAAGGAUUUUAGAAAAGAUUAGCAAAAAAUUAUGAAAUAUGA
Paramecium sonneborni is the source of this 166-nucleotide messenger RNA. The record is from the annotation of a GenBank genome assembly. Lineage: Eukaryota; Ciliophora; Oligohymenophorea; Peniculida; Parameciidae.